This is a messenger RNA of Xylaria bambusicola, 1314 nucleotides long. RefSeq lists its product as uncharacterized. The transcript is spliced from 4 exons. Bases 1 to 1314 code for a protein of 437 amino acids. Lineage: Eukaryota; Fungi; Ascomycota; Sordariomycetes; Xylariales; Xylariaceae. The record is from RefSeq and is a predicted model, not a curated record.
AUGGAUGACAUAGAGGCCAAUAUUGCGCCAACGGGAAUAACGUCCACGGAGACCACGUCAACGGAGGUCACAUCCCUCGAAAGAAAUAACACCAAUGGACAGCAAGCACACAAUACUCGAAUGCCCGGAUUGCUAAUAGGUGUCGAAAUUGAGGCGCCGCUCGCUAUGACCAAGUGGAAUGAAUUGACGGCGCAAAACGAACUGCUAGAUACGGCCGCAUCUAUAGACGAACUUGCUAUAUUAUUCAAUAAUAAAGGUCUUAAGGCCUACGGCACACAACACAACGACCAAAACCAGGAGUAUCGGACAUGGUGUAUCACUAUCGAUCCAAGCUUGGAGCCAUUGGGAAUACAAUACCCUGGAGCGGGCUUCGAGAUCAAAACACCUAUUAUAGCCAUUAAUAAUCCUAUCUACAAGCGCGACAUUCAAACUAUGUGGGGGAUCAUAGAACCUUUCAAAGUACCAAGUAUGAGGUAUUGGAAGCUGUGCAGCACGCAUAUACACUUCUCUCUAUCUGGAUACUUUCGAUUCCCAAUUGAUUUAGCUCGAAAGCUUGCUUUCUGCGUCGUUUAUUUUGAGAGAGCAAUCGACGACCUCAUGCCAGGCACAAUGGAUCCUAAUGACCAGAUGCACCCACAAGGCUGGAAAAAUGGCCGGUUCUAUGCGAAGAGAAAUAGAUUAAGACCCAGACACAAUGGGUUAAAGCCUUUGAACGACCUGAAGAGCUGUUGGGAGUGCAUUCGCAGCGCCGAAGAUAUCCGCGAGUUGUAUAGGUUGCUGUGUGGUGGCGCUUUUGGAGCGAUUGUUGAGUCGGAUGACUACUCAAGCGGUAAAACGCAUAGAUUGUUUGACAUUGACAUAGAAACUUGCGGAGGGAGGUUUUGCAAAUGGAACUUCGCAGGUGUUGACGAUGUUUAUGUUACUAUUGAAUUCCGCCAAAUGCCACCAUGCCGCUCAGCGGAAGAAACCUUGGACUGGAUCGGCUUUUUAACCGCGUUUCUUGCCGCCGUGGAGAAGGUAGACACGGCCAAACUAGAUCAAGCCGUCUUACCGCCAUCGGGAAUAACUUUUGCGAAGGCUCUAGGGCUUGAUUUAAAUCUCCCGCCGCAGGUCGAACGAAAUUAUGAAACUAAGUGGGCUGCAGACUCACCUCCAUACCAAUUGCCUGUUCUGCAUCUGAAAGAUUUUGUGGGCCACGACUUUGACUUCUGGCUAAGACUAUUGGCCGUUAAAGAUAAGAUGGAAAGUGAGUUGGAGGCAAUUUUACAAGAGGAGCAGGAUAAACCCUCGAAAAGCGCAAUUUCGGCACAAUGA